UAUGCUUAUGGAGUCAACAUAAAGUGUUCCACUUCCAGUGUGUUUACACUCUUCAGACUUUAGUCUCCACUAUUGAUGAUAUGGGACUUCAAUAUUUGCUAUUCAGAAUGGAGAGUGUUACAAGUAGGAACAUAAAGAGAUGGGCUGUUUACACGCUGUGCUUUCAAUGGGCCCAGACUAGGUUACUAUGGUUGGGGGCUUUAAGCCGUCCAUUGUGUUCUUGCUUGCUUUUGUGGCGUUUCUUUUGACUGUUUGGCCCCACUGACUGCACAGGAAUAAUGCAGUGUUUGGUGUAACAGGCAGAUGAGCUGUGUUUCGUAGGCAAGUGUUAGGAUGGAUUGAUGAGAUUAUCUUUUUGGAAGAAGGGAGCCUCACACAUGGUGGUGGUACAUGGAAUCGUGGAUUUAUUUAAUAGAACAUCAAUAUUGAUUUCAGAUUGGAGUGACCUUAAUCCAUUUGUGGUGUUGAUUUUGAUACACACUCAGAUAAUAAGAGCUACAUCUUUGUGGUUUGCUAAAGACCUUCAAACAAUGCAGCUACAUCUUUGUGGUCAGGAGAGACAGUAAAAUAAUAGAGCUACUGUGUACAUGAACAAGUUUGAAUCUUUGAUUUAAUAGAGACCUACAUGUAGACCAAGUAGUUACUGUAUGAAAUGUAACUUUGAUUAUCAGUUUCAAAGUUUUUAAUAACUUUGGUGCAUUUUCUGCCAGCUUGUGUUUUUUGGAGAGAAAAAUACCAAGAACUUUUAUAUCCAUGAUGAUUUGAAAAAAAAUUAUGCAUUACUAUAACUUCAAGCCUUUUUGGAGUUUGUAUGUGUGGAUUCAAGUGUUAAUUUAAUUUUCUCUUAGUGAUGGAAUGUUCUUUCUAAGAUAGCAGUGCAGGUCUGGAUACUAUAGGCCUACUUUCAGCUCUACCUGAUCAUAAUUCCUCAAACUUGAAAGUUCACUCUGCUUGAAAUCAUGAAUUGGUGAGAACAUGAAGACUGAAUAUUUAUAGGAGUCACUCAUAAGGAGCAUAUAUUCCCUUUUAGUCAUAAAGACUCGGUAAUCGGCAAUGAAACUGAAAAAAUAGACUUUAAAUCGAGACUUGACUUCUAUCAUGUCUGAGAGAGGAGAAGAUAGUUCACUUCCUAUGAUGGGCCCAGGUAGAAGAGCCAAAUCGGCAGAUCCUUGUCGUUCCCGACAAAGGGCCCAGUCUGCUAAAAGCACUCGCAGUGCCAUUGAGACAGUAUUACCAACAUCUCAAAAUGCAGUGUCCAGGGCAGUAUACCUUCGGAGAUUGAACAUUCUUAUGUCACAGAAAGAAGAUAAUUCAAACCUUCAAAGAUCAGCAACUCCUAAUUCAUUCGGCUGUUCAUUAUCAGUUCCAUGGACGUUUCAUUCAAGCACCAGGAUGAAGCAAGUUCCCCUUCCACAAGUGAGGAAUAGCUCACGUACAGGGACCGGCGCACCAAGGAAUAUGAAGAAUGUAUCUAUCAGUGGUGAUCGAUAUCUAGGCUCAUCAAAGACUGGACGGCAAAACACUCAAAGCUCUCUACACAAGUCCUAUCCACAGUAUGAUGCGCCCUCGUUGCCUAAAAAGGAGCAGGUUCAUAGAUUUGAAGAGGAGCAGACCAACCUAUAUAUCACACGGACGAUGAAACGAAAGUCAGAGAUCCUAUCUCACCGAGUUGAUAGAUUGUACUAUCUCUGUGGAUCAGGGUUCCCGGUGCAGGGCAGGUAUGAGGUCAGCGAUGUUGAAUUACAAAAACUUCGAGAGUUCUCAAGGGUUCGAAACAAUAGCAGAGCUACAAGUGGUCGUUCAAGGAGUGUGCAUAGUUUGACUGAAUCUAGUCUGUUAACAGAAAGCAGGGGUAAGAGAUCACCUCUUGGGUCACCAUUAGGAUCACCUCGCUGCACACCCGUUCCUCCUAACAUUGAUCUUACCGUAGAAGGAAGCGGGGUCACUCACUCUGGUGACAAGGUCAAAGGUCAUGCAGUGUCUAACCAAAGUCAGAGUGAUGGUACUCAACAAGCUCAGAUGUCUUCCAGAAUCCAAGAUGGAAAUACAAUAAACGAAGAUGGGAAGAAGAGUUCUUUGGACAGUAACACCCAUAAUAGGAAAGCAGGAGACUCGUCAGAAAACGAGAACUCUUCUGAGAACCAGAUUUCAGGUGCCAGUAGGACGGAGCACUCGUCAGAAGAACAACAUGCUAGCCCUCAUAGAACCAGAGAGACAGAACGUGAUGCAAAAGAUAGGACUGAGUGCAAGAAAGAUAGUGGACAUGUAGAUAGGCAGAAUGGAAAGUUGGGUGGAAGAUCUGACGGAGAAGCAUUGAAAGUAGAUGGACAAGGAGCAGCCUCUCGACAGCUUUCAACUGGUGGUGAUGGAGACGGUGAUGCAAACAAGGAAUGCAGAAAUGGUGAAGGAACAGUUGUAGGAGGAGGCGGGGAUGCUGCUGGUGUCUCAGGAGGACCGGAAUCAUCUGGUGAUGCUAUCCAGGAUUCAGAUGGUUGCCAAGGAGAUGGUGAUAAUGCAGAUGGUUGCCAAGGAGAUGAUGAUGGUGCAAAUGGUCGCCAUGGAGAUGGUCAAGGUCAUGAUGAUGCAGAUAGUUGCCAUGGAGAUGGAGAAGAUGAACUUGAAGAGGUAGAAGGUAGAGAAGGCGGAGAUGAUGCCUUGAACAGACUCUCUUCUAGUGAUGCCAUACAGGAAUUGGAUGGUCAGCAUGGUGAUGAGGAUAAAGAGGAAUGUCAAGAUAAAGUUCUCAAUGAUGGAGAAGAAAGUGUCACAUCAAAGCAUCCAGUUCUCGGAGAAAGACAGGUUGAGAGUAUUGCACCAGGAUUAAAACUUGAUAAGACACCAUGCACCAUGAAGAAGUCAGAUGUAUACCUGACCGACUUUGGCGAUCCCAAGGCACCACCAUCGAGCGAUAGAGACGGGAAGCCAAUCCACAGCUACGGCCGGGAGAUUGCUCAGCUGGAAAGGAAACUUGACAAGGUGGACACCUUGACCCAGGAAGUAGAUGACAUAGGGCAGGUCACAAGGGUGAAUUCGGAUGUGUCUGAUUGGGGGAAUGACGGCAACCAGGAGGGGGACUAUGAGAGCGGUGUGUUUGCCAGAGCUAGGAGUGACGAGGAGAGGAGGAAGGCUCUGCAGCGGAGGGAGGAAAGGAAAGAAGCAAAGAAUGCGGUUAAGGUGGAACAGAGUGAAGCCCAACGAGUCCGGGAUAAAGCAGAAAAGGAAAGAGCUCUCAAACAGGCUAGGAAAAUCAAGUUCAAGAUGGAGGAUGUGUAUAAUUUCAUCAGUAGCAGGCAACGGGAAAUCUUCAGCCAGAAGUUUAGGGAGCUGGACUCUGACGGUAAUGGGAAGAUUACUCUGAAAGAACUCACUAAAAAGAUGCACUCCACCACUUCUAAGGAUGAUAUUCGCCAUCUUCUUAAGGUGUUUGAUUUGAACAAGGAUAAAACUGUUGACCAGCGUGAGUUUGUGACGGUUGCUGCCCUCAACGACAAACUGACCGGGAAGGAGGUGACAUCAGAGGCCGCACCGUUAGAACUGAACUUGAACCGCCUCUCUGUUCAUAUAACCGCUUACAAGGAAAUGUUUGAUGUUGUUGAUCAGAACGGAGACGGACGUCUGGCGAUGGAUGAGAUCAUGUUCAUCAUCACGGUUUCAACCGGCAUCGACAUCGCGGUCGACAAGGAGGCCGUCCGUUACAUCCACAGCACCAUUGACAAGGAUGGCAAUGGCAGCAUUGAUUUUGUGGAAUAUCUUGCCUUCAUUCCUUUCUUCCAGAAGAUACAUCAGCAAAUAAUCGGAAAGCCUGUCACGUUUGAUGAGAUUGAAGAGGCAAGGAGAGCUGUGAAAAAGGCUAUGAAUAGAUAGUUUGAAAGAGAUUGUAAGACAAGAGAGUCCCAAAGUGUGAUAUCAUAAAGUAUCUAAUUUCUUGUGCAUUUCAGCAUUUUCAUGAGCAUGUUUCAGUAGAGCAUGAUGAAACACAUUCAAAUCAACCAUUUGGACAUGAAGUGGUUCAUGGUGGCCCAAGGGACGGCAAAAUUAAUAUGCAAUAGGCCCCAAUAAAAAUCAUCUUAAAUUGGCCUGAUUCACAACUAUUUAGAAC
Lytechinus variegatus (green sea urchin) is the source of this 4099-nucleotide messenger RNA. RefSeq lists its product as uncharacterized. The transcript has 15 exons. Bases 1099 to 3864 code for a protein of 921 amino acids. Lineage: Eukaryota; Metazoa; Echinodermata; Echinoidea; Temnopleuroida; Toxopneustidae. Gene Ontology annotation, molecular function: calcium ion binding. The record is from RefSeq and is a predicted model, not a curated record.